AUGGCACAAGGUUGGCAUGCACCGGUACAGAACUACACGUCACAACAGAUGCCACUACUGUCUCCAGUAGAGAAUACGGGGCUUCUGUCGCCGUUCUCCAUGACUUCCCAAGAUACAAAGCAUCCCAAUACUGCACCAUUCGACGUCUACGAAGCUGAAAGGAUGAUGCAGCCUAAACUUGAGGAUAACUCGCCGAAGGCCAUCUUACCAUACCCCCCAUCGCAUUCUAUCGCUCAACAUUCGCGGAUGGAGCAAGGCCCUUCUAAUAGACGAACCAACUCGAGAAUUCAACGAGCUAGGCGUCACCGCAGGAUAAUCACUCAGUCGUCGCAGUACAGGGCAUACCGAACGAAGCAGGAUCAGCAACAAGAUGGUCAGAAAUGGUCGGCGGACUUGGAAGAGGCGUUUCUCGAUGCUUUCCUUGACGUCCCAAUGAUGGGUAAACUGAUGUUUCAAAUCAACGGGAAACCCCACGGGCGCAACCAGUUGAUAGCAUUAUACAUGUGGAUUGCGUAUGAGAAAUCGCUGCCGCCCAAUGUCCGUCCCGAUAAAACAAAGCGUCGUACCCAGAAGCAGGUCUCCAGUCACAUCCAGGUCUUGAAAGGAUACAUACGAACCGAUCCUGCGUUCCAGCAUAUAUUUCGCUCGGCGAAUGAGAAGCCAAAAUGUAGCAACAGGGACAUGCUGAACAAUGAUCCAUGCCUCACAGCCCUUGCGAACAAUUCAUUGCCCCACUGGCGUUCAACACCCUCGCCCAUUAGCAUGGCAUCAAUACGGCCCUGUCUGUUUGAUCUGUGUAUGUCUAUUCCGAAAGCCGGUGGCCAUUACGAGCGCCUACACGAGUACUUGGAUCCAGAGCCCCUCGUAUUAAGUCCAACCGGCAUUGGAGAAUCGCUACCAAACUGGCGGCGACAAUUUCCUCAGAUCGUACAUGGCUCGGCGGCAGUCCGCGGUUUGGGUUGCAGUCUCAUCCACGUCGAUGUUUCUUUGACUCUGGGAUACGCUAGUGCUCCUGCGGAGGCUGAGCUCUUGGGUAACUUUGAAAUAGCCGUUCCGUCGAAUGAAAGCCAUUUAAAGUGGCACAGCGUACAAACCGUACAAAGGCACAAAGACUUGUUCGGCGCUUCUGGGUCGGAUCUAAUUUCAACGAAUAAUUCUUCACUGCAUGUAGACCGGUUCGAGGAUGGCACUGGCGCAAUAAUGCGUUUAGCAUUUCCUGCCCUUCCAUGGGCACAUGCUCUAGGAAAGAUGGACGACUUUCAGGGGCAGUUUGAGGAAAGUCAACGAGGUGGACACUACCACCCAGUUCAGCUGGAAGCUCGCCAAUACAUCGACCAGAUGACAAUGUAUCAAGAGGUCUUUUCAUCGGCUGACUACGGCCGCUCUUGGACGAAGAAGGUUAUAUUGGUUUGGACAUUCACCAAGGCCAACCAAGAUGAGAGAGGGCUGAUUACGUGGCGCCACAUCCACACAGCUCCUCUGGGACAGUCAUUGUUGUCUCCGCAUCCAGACAAUGGCCAGGACAUGCAAGCUGCAAUGGACAAUAACUUCAAUCCCACAGGUCGUGCACCAUUACUUUCCAUCCAGCCUAUUUAUUACGACUCCGUACCCAAUGAUCUUAUAACACCAUCCAACUCGUCGGCUCAGCCGUCGCCAUUUUCUCAAUACGGCAAUCCAACACACGAGGAUAUAGUGCCCAAGAACAUGACCUUUAUGCCUCACAGCACUCAACAAAGUGAUGGGGCCAUUGCAGAGCAAGCUCCACAUAUGAACUAUAUGGUUGAUAGCGAUCCCUCCAACCUCUACGGCUUCGAGCAUAACGCCAACUUGUGGCAACCUCAUCCCAAUCUACAACGUUUUGAAAAUGAUGGCUACCUAUCCCCAUACAGCACUCCCAUGCCAACAGGUGGCGUCGCUCAAGAUUUGAAAGGAAAUUGGCAAGGACCUCAAGAUUUGGAUUGGUGGCAUCGGUCAUGCGAGCAGCCACGCCUUCAGAAUUGA
Pseudogymnoascus destructans is the source of this 2001-nucleotide messenger RNA. RefSeq lists its product as uncharacterized. Gene Ontology annotation, biological process: regulation of transcription by RNA polymerase II. Gene Ontology annotation, molecular function: DNA-binding transcription factor activity, RNA polymerase II-specific; RNA polymerase II cis-regulatory region sequence-specific DNA binding. The record is from RefSeq and is a predicted model, not a curated record. The coding region runs from base 1 to 2001 and encodes 666 amino acids. The transcript is spliced from 3 exons. Gene Ontology annotation, cellular component: transcription regulator complex. Lineage: Eukaryota; Fungi; Ascomycota; Leotiomycetes; Thelebolales; Thelebolaceae.